AGGGAUAGGUAGAAGUUAGGACACAGCUGGAACCCAGUGAAGUUCUUUGAAGAUCUCUGAAGAAGUGAAGCUACAACUGAAGAUUUCAGAAGAAGACUAUAUCAAUGGCGAUGUUGACCAUCCUUCUGCUUCUCAGCGCUGCCAUUGUUCUGGGCGAGGCCUUUGAUCUACGUGCCACAAAGGCUGGGGUGGAGGAGGAACAGCAGGAGGCAGGAGUAGCAGAGAGUGAUCAUCCAUGCCCCAGUGGUUGGACCAAAUACGGAUCACUUUGCUUUUUGUUUGUCAACACUGCAAUGACAUGGACCCAGGCUGAAAGCUACUGUCUGUCCCAUCAAGCAAACCUGGCCUCUGUGCACAACUGUGGGGACAACUAUAAUUUACAGCAAUUGGUGUUGAAAAACACCGGCCAACAUCAAACUAUCUGGAUUGGAGGAGUUGAUGCUGUUCAGGACCAACAUUGGUUCUGGAGUGACGGCUCCAAAUUUGAUUACAAGAACUGGGAGCAAGGAGAGCCCAAUAAUUAUGGUGGCAGGGAGCACUGUCUUGAAAUGAACUAUGGAGGUGACAAAAAGUGGAACGAUUUAAACUGUGGAGAAAAAUUGCCCUCGGUGUGCGCACUGAAAACCUGUUAAAUCAAGCAAAACAUCAACUCAACUGAAAAAGAAACGUUUUUCCAUAGUGUCAGCAUCCUAACUGAACACACAAGUCAAAUACUUUUUAAAUGAUUUGUUUCGGUAAAAUUAACAUUUUAGUUACUUGUUGUGCAUAAAUGUUGAGUAAUGAUUCUGU
Messenger RNA from Oncorhynchus gorbuscha (pink salmon), 789 nucleotides. RefSeq names its product ladderlectin-like. The transcript is spliced from 6 exons. Gene Ontology annotation, molecular function: signaling receptor activity. The record is from RefSeq and is a predicted model, not a curated record. Bases 105 to 632 code for a protein of 175 amino acids. Lineage: Eukaryota; Metazoa; Chordata; Actinopteri; Salmoniformes; Salmonidae.